UCUGGUUCAUGCGUCUCUCUCCGCACUUUCUCUCUCCGCACUUUCUCUCUCAUCCCCCACUCGCACUGAGCUGAGCUCACCACCCGAGCUUCUCAAUUUCCCCAUUUGUAGAGUCCCCACAGUCUCUCUGUCUCCUCUCCUUCUUUCUCUGCUUUCUUCUUCUUCUUCUUCUGUGAGGAAGGAGGAGGAGUGGAAUUAGAGUCUACAAUGUCGGGCUACUCGUUUCUGAACGACCAGCUCUCGAAGAGGACCUCCAUUUUCGGUUUGCAUUUGUGGGUAGUUUUGGGAAUUUGCGUCGGAGCCGCCAUUGUUCUCGUCCUCUUCCUCAUCUCUCUCUGGUUCACUUCCCGCCGCAACAGCGCCUCCUCAAAAGCCAAGACCUUUACCCACCACUCCUCCACUAUCCCAAACGUCUCCAAAGAGAUCCAAGAAAUCAGAAUUGACCACGCCCGGAACCACCCAUCGCAACCCGACCCGAAACCCACCAACCACCAGAGUCACCCCGACCCGGUUGCCGACUCUGACUCCUCCGGGGCCAGACCACAACCCCUGCUUCUUCAGCAGGACGAUCACCACGAAAGCCCGGCUGGGAGCGCCGGCCGGCAGAGAAUUCACAUUGAGAUUGGGAAGGACCACCGGAUUUCGUACCCGGAGAAGGGCGGCGGGUCGUCUCAUGGCAGCGGCGAGGUUCGGUCUGGGGACCAGGGGAUGAUCGCCGCGCCGGAGGUUUCACAUUUGGGGUGGGGCCAUUGGUACACUCUCAGAGAGCUUGAGGAUUCCACUAAUGGGUUUGCCGACGAGAAUGUGAUUGGUGAAGGCGGCUAUGGAAUUGUUUACCGCGGUGUUUUGGAGGAUAAUACGAUUGUUGCUGUAAAAAAUCUGCUUAAUAACAAGGGACAAGCCGAGAAGGAGUUUAAGGUCGAAGUUGAAGCGAUUGGCCGUGUUCGCCAUAAGAAUUUAGUGAGGUUGCUUGGUUAUUGUGCUGAAGGAGCUCAUAGAAUGCUUGUAUAUGAGUAUGUUGACAAUGGAAAUUUGGAACAAUGGCUUCAUGGUGAUGUUGGGCCUACAAGUCCUCUUGUGUGGGAGAGUCGUAUGAAUAUAAUACUCGGGACAGCAAAAGGGUUGACUUACUUGCAUGAGGGGCUUGAGCCAAAGGUCGUUCACCGUGAUAUUAAGUCUAGCAACAUCUUACUUGAUAAGCAGUGGAAUUCAAAAGUAUCCGACUUUGGCUUAGCAAAGCUCCUUGGCUCAGAAAGGAGUUACGUGACAACUCGAGUGAUGGGAACAUUCGGAUAUGUAGCUCCAGAAUAUGCCAGUACUGGUAUGUUGAAUGAAAGAAGUGAUGUGUAUAGUUUUGGAAUUCUCAUAAUGGAGAUAAUUUCUGGGAGAAACCCAGUGGACUACAGCCGCGCUCCAGGAGAGGUGAAUCUAGUUGAGUGGCUUAAAGCAAUGGUUACAAAUCGGAAUGCUGAGGGAGUUUUGGAUCCUAGGUUACCAGAGAAGCCUUCUUCCAGAGCACUGAAGCGUGCUCUUUUGGUUGCAUUGCGUUGUGUGGACCCAAAUGCUCAGAAGAGGCCUAAAAUGGGGCAUGUGGUACAUAUGCUUGAGGCCGAUGAGUUCCCUUUCCGAGAUGAGCGCAGGGCUGGAAGAGAACAUGGACGCUCACCGCUUGAUGCUGGAAGGAUGGACAAGCGUGUGAUUGAAUCAGGUGAUAGUAGCGGGUAUGAGAGUAGUGCCCAAACUAACAUGUCGUUAUGGAGAAAGCAAGAAGUUGAAGAAGAGCAUUAGCCCCUCACCAGCCACCAGUUUCAUGUGUGAGGUGAAUUGACGCACCUCGUUUUGGCCCUAUGCCUCUGUCUAGGUGAUAUGUUAAAUUAUCUGUUAUUUAUUUCCCUGUAUAGCCCCAUUCACGUCAAUACGAGCUUGCACUUCGGUGGAUUCUCUAGCAUUUUGUUGCCUCCUCUCAAUGUAAGUUGAAUAACCAGAACACUGUUUUUCAUUCCACCGUCUUUGUUAUGGUAAUUCAGUUUUCGGAAAUAGUAAAUCUCUCGUCUUUAUUAAA
This is a messenger RNA of Pyrus x bretschneideri (Chinese white pear), 2062 nucleotides long. Its product is annotated as probable serine/threonine-protein kinase At1g01540. NCBI's taxonomy places the organism in Eukaryota, Viridiplantae, Streptophyta, Magnoliopsida, Rosales, Rosaceae. Gene Ontology annotation, molecular function: ATP binding; protein kinase activity. Gene Ontology annotation, biological process: protein phosphorylation. Bases 208 to 1788 code for a protein of 526 amino acids. The record is from RefSeq and is a predicted model, not a curated record. The transcript is spliced from 7 exons.